Messenger RNA from Drosophila eugracilis, 2472 nucleotides. It is a transcript of the gene ergic53, whose product is annotated as protein ERGIC-53. The transcript is spliced from 4 exons. Gene Ontology annotation, biological process: endoplasmic reticulum to Golgi vesicle-mediated transport; endoplasmic reticulum organization; Golgi organization. Bases 39 to 1571 code for a protein of 510 amino acids. Gene Ontology annotation, molecular function: D-mannose binding. The record is from RefSeq and is a predicted model, not a curated record. Gene Ontology annotation, cellular component: Golgi membrane; COPII-coated ER to Golgi transport vesicle; endoplasmic reticulum-Golgi intermediate compartment. NCBI's taxonomy places the organism in Eukaryota, Metazoa, Arthropoda, Insecta, Diptera, Drosophilidae.
GCAAUCCCACCACUAGUUGUCAAAAUAUAAUUUCGAAGAUGCGGCCCACUUUCCUGGCCAUUUUGUGCUUCCUGGCGUGGAAUCCCUGCUCCAAGGCGAACGGCAACCUAAGUCCUGGGUCCGUAGGCGUCCACCGUCGCUUUGAGUACAAAUACUCAUUCAAGCCGCCGUAUUUGGCCCAGAAAGACGGCACCGUACCGUUUUGGGAGUAUGGGGGAAAUGCUAUUGCCAGUUCGGAAAGUGUGCGCGUGGCACCAUCGCUGCGCUCUCAAAAGGGUGCCAUCUGGACAAAAUCCCAGACAAAUUUCGACUGGUGGGACGUGGAGAUUGUGUUCCGUGUGACGGGUCGUGGCCGGAUCGGAGCCGAUGGUUUAGCCUUCUGGUACACCACGGAGAAGGGCGACUACAACGGACCGGUGUUUGGGUCAUCCGACCGCUGGAACGGUCUAGCCAUCAUGUUCGAUUCUUUCGACAAUGACAACAAGCACAAUAAUCCAUACAUCAGUGCUGUGCUCAAUGAUGGCACCAAAUUGUAUGACCAUGCCAACGAUGGAACUACGCAACUCCUGAGUGGUUGUCUCAGGGAUUUCCGUAACAAACCAUUCCCCACUCGGGCGCGUAUUGAAUACUACAACAAUGUGCUCACCGUGCUCAUCCACAAUGGAAUGACCAACAACAACGAUGACUACGAGCUGUGUCUGAGGGCCGAUGGAGUUAAUCUGCCUAAGAACGGUUACUUUGGCAUCUCAGCCGCGACGGGAGGUCUGGCCGAUGACCACGAUGUGUUCCACUUCUUGACCACCUCGCUGCACGCCGCUGGACAAAUUCAGGAGCAGCCCAAGGUGGAUAACCAGGAAAAGCUGACCCAGGAGUACAAGGAGUACCAGGAGAAACUUGAGAAGCAAAAACAAGAAUACAAAAAGGAGCAUCCCGAAAAGGAGGACGAAGAUUGGGAGGAGUUUUACGAAUCAGAAAAUCAGCGUGAGCUGCGUCAGAUCUGGCAGGGACAAAGUCAAAUAGCCGACCAUCUGCGCGAGCUGUCCCGUAAAGUGGACGAGAUUAUUGGCCGCCAAGAGACCACGUUGUCGCUGGUCUCGCGCAAUGCUGGCCAGGCUCCGCCACCGCCCGCCACUGGCGGAGUGGCUCAGCAACCGUUGCCCGUUGGCGCUGUGAGCAGGAGCGAUGUAGAUCUUUUACUCACUAAUCAGAACCUGCUGCUUAGUUCCAUCCGCGAGAUACGCCAACUGGUUGGCGAUAUCAAUGUGCGCACUGAUAACAUUCAAACAAAUCAGAAGCACGCGCCAACAGCACAAAUCCAAUCCACCGGCUAUGAUGUGCAAACGCUCAUCGCCGAGAUGCGCGAUGGCAUGAACCAGGUCAAGCAGGGCAUCACUCAUGUGGGCCAGAGAUUGGGAGCGCCCCAAGGAGCAGCGCAAGUGGCCAAUUGUCCCACGGGCAACUGCGUUGGAGUCACAUUGUUCCUAAGCGUAACUGUUGUGCAAUUGCUGCUAGUCUUCAUCUACAACGUCUUCAAAAAUCGCAGCGAAGCACAGGCGAAAAAGUUCUAUUAGGCAAGAUCGCGACUCAUUGGGAUCGUAACGAGUAACAAACACACAAGCAUACACCCACACAAAACACGAGGAAACACAUUCGCACACCUGACUAGGCGGCAACUAAAUUUAGUUAAAAUGAAAGAUUUAAGACUUCUGCAUAGCAUGUUCUACCAUUACGUGUAACUGUUUGUUUUUUAUAUAGAAGUCUGUAUGAUAAGUCAGGUCCCGAAUACAAAUUGAAGUCGUUACUUAAUCGAAGAAAGAACAAGAAAUUUGAACAAUGUAAAAGCCUCAUGACAAUGCCACGCAAUACAAAACGAAGAAACCGUCGAAGAAGCCACAAGACAAACUUCCCUAAUAAUAGUCAGCACAAGAUGUUUUUUAAUUCGUUUAGCAAGUCAAGUCGAAAGUUCUACUCCAUUUUCAACUCUGCAUAUCAUGUGUGCAGGCAUUUCUAUAAAACAAAAGAAAAUCAAUCUACAAAAAAAAAAAAACAUAAAAAUCGUAAAAACUAUAAAUGUAUGAAAAUUCCGUAAACUUAGCUAAUUUCUAUAUAAAUCUACUUAAGAGUUGAACGGAGUCUCCUGAGCUCGGCUCUUUAAAACUGAAUUGGCAACAUAAAUCUUUCUUUCCAUUUUCAUGCGCUACGAACUCAGCAAAGCGAUUUAGACAGCUUUUUUGUUAACUAGCCUGAGAGUGAAUUUAUUUAAUAAUUACGAUGAUGGUACCGUCUCACUAAGUUUUUUGUUUCGUUCGCAUAUCACUGGUGCGAUGUAAGGAAGUUUUCUACUGAAUAAUCUUAAUAUAAAUACUGAUAAAUUAUAAAACAAUUGAAGUGAAGUGUGUUUUUAUAUAUGUUGUCCAUUCCAGUCUCGAUAGAAAUGUUUAAACUGAAAAAUAAAAAUCAAUUUAUAGAAAA